Eremothecium gossypii ATCC 10895 is the source of this 2571-nucleotide messenger RNA. RefSeq names its product Red1p (gene RED1). The record is from RefSeq and is marked provisional. NCBI's taxonomy places the organism in Eukaryota, Fungi, Ascomycota, Saccharomycetes, Saccharomycetales, Saccharomycetaceae. The transcript is spliced from 2 exons. Bases 1 to 2571 code for a protein of 856 amino acids. Gene Ontology annotation, biological process: reciprocal meiotic recombination.
AUGAGCGAGAUCAACUCGAUCAUUCACAGAGUGAAUGUACUGGUCUCAAAACUGCCCAAAGAGAAGGAUGCAGGCCUGGAGAAAGAGUGCGCGCUGAUCAAGUUCGGCGGCAUGGUAUCUAACCGCGAAUCGGGCCUGUUGUUUGGAGAACUGGCGCAGCAGAUGGAUCGCACAGCGGUGCUACGGCAGCCAUGGAUUGUCGAGUUUGUUGUGCGCUUGGGCAACGAGCUAUGCCGGCGUGGCGAGGUGGGCGAGAGCUUCUGGGGCAAGAUAUUGGGUGCGAAGUUUUCGCGUAAUGUUGCGGUCCAUGGCCGGUUGGUGGAGGCGCUGCUGGACGGCGCUUUGUCGCGUACGGCUCCCUGUGCGUGGCAGAAUAUGGCGUUGUUGCUCAAGCUGUACUAUGAGCUGCCGGAGUAUCGGAAUGUGGUGGCCUCGCUUUUACGCUCACACUAUGCGAGGAUGGUUGGGAGCCUGUUGGACUGUAUACACGACUUCCAGUUGUGCAACUAUGUUGUGGAGCUGUUGAGCAAUGUGUUCGCGCGUAAAUCUACGACCAAACCUGGUGUGUCGAUGCCUCCGCAUCUGUGGGAGAACGAGGAAAAGAACAAGCAGUUUUUCGACAGCGCGGAGUAUCCAUAUAAGGGCAAACAUGGAGAAGCGGCUGUGAUUAGCUUCAUAUGGAACCGUUUCGGUCCUUUUUUCACGAACUUUGUGCGUGUACGCAAUAUCAGGUGUGUAAUGGCAAACGGCCGUUCCAAACCGCUCUCAAAAUCUGCCUGGUAUCACCUGCAGGUGAUAUAUAACAAGAUAUACAUGUGGGAUGGUGAGGGUACCUUUCUACAGCUGGAUACAACUACGGUGGAAAUCAUGAGGGACUUGAAGGAGCACGUUCGGAUGAAACUACUGCUACCUUUCGAGGACGCUGUCUCCUCUCCACACACCGUUAUGCUGACUACGUUAGGGAACGUAAAGAGCUUCGAUCUCGAGUUUCAUGACGAGUGCAUGGAAGAUGUGUUUCUAAAUGCAACUAAGGUCCGUAAGGUCAGUGAGGUGCAGUCCUUUAUCACUCUAAAAUUCCCCUCUUCCUUUGAUGAUGAGAUACUCGAGUCAUCGAUGCCAACUACAAGUCACCAUCAAGACUUAACAACUCAAGACGUACUUGGUGGAUUGGUCGAUGCUAUGGAUGAUAGGCGCGACCAAGAAGACGAUAUCGAUUCGCAACAACCCCUGGAUGUACUUCCUUUGAUCGGCUGCGACAGUCCAGUUUCCAACUUGCCGCGGAUUACGGGGGUUGCUCGUUCGGAGGAUGCAGACGAAUGGGAUCUUGGACAGAGCAGUAUUACUCCUAACAAACUAGAAAUCCAUUCGGUCCAGACGCCUACCACACACCGUGUGCGUGUGCUAGAAGAAGAACAAUCGCCUUUGAUCAUGCUGCAGAAGCGCAGACUAGCCAGGAAUGGGUCAAGAACAUUAGCCACAGCUACAAUCAACCAUGACCAGGAACUGCAACUAGAAGUGCCAGAUAGAGAAGCAGCUUCGCCUGCCAUUGAACACGAGCAAGCCACCUCGAAAACUGGCCUGGACGAAACUUCCAGAACAGUGGAUGCUCAAACUGGAACACCGCAGACAAAAAAUACCCUCAAACGCCCCGCUAAGGAGCUUGCAAACAAUAGCACAUCUGAUAGCCGCUCUGCUAACGUCAGCGUGGUUGGAAUGUCGACUGCGAAGGGAAACAAGACGGAGAAAAGCAGAUUGCCUAUGGGACUCGAGGCACUUGAAAAUAUAUUUGCACUACCCGUUUCAAAGCCUAAGCGGCAAAAGAGGAACGGCAACAAGGAACCUGCAUUGCAUGACAAGACCGGCAAGCCUAUCAAAAACGCUGGUUCUGGAUCUACAAAGAAGAAGGCCGCGCAGCCUGCCAAGAGUAACAAUGUGGCGGUUGAGCAACAGCUGAAAGUUCCAGCUCCGCCCCCUGUAGGAUUGGAGCCUCCAGCAUCGCAGACCCCUAACCAGGAACAGGUUAUUAAAACGCCAAAGACGCCGAUAAAAGUGCAUAACACCAGAGCAAAAAGGAAGAGGCUUUCUGAUCAGACUGCGACAGCAAAAUCUCCUACGGUAGCGAAUGUGAGAACGGACCUCGAACCAAGCACGAUCGACCCUCAUACUCCUGUUCGGAUUCCUACCCUAAGAGGAGCAGGCAUUGCCGCGAGCAGUCUAGCGCCGGUCAACCUAUCCAUGAAACAGCAGGACAUGAUGGAGUCGACCACCAUUGUCAACACUAGCUCAGCUUUCCCAUGCUCAUACACAAGCAAACUCCAGGAUCAAAUAUUUAGCUCCAUCACAGCGUUUUCCGGCGAUCUGACCAGGAAGCUAGCAAUAAUUAACGAGGAGAUGAAUAAUAAGAUCGUUCACGAGCUAUCGCAAAAAUACCAGCGGCUCUUCCACGACCUUCAUGAACGUUUCCAACAGGACAUCAACGGCAUGGUCAGCAUGGUGGGCGAAUUCAACGAAUUACUGCAAUUACCGGAAGAUGAACUUGUUAAGGCAAUUAGAAGCAAACAAUUCACCUGA